Limanda limanda (common dab) is the source of this 1032-nucleotide messenger RNA. RefSeq names its product ATPase H+ transporting accessory protein 1 like b (gene atp6ap1lb). NCBI's taxonomy places the organism in Eukaryota, Metazoa, Chordata, Actinopteri, Pleuronectiformes, Pleuronectidae. The coding region runs from base 1 to 1032 and encodes 343 amino acids. The transcript is spliced from 7 exons. Gene Ontology annotation, cellular component: proton-transporting V-type ATPase complex. The record is from RefSeq and is a predicted model, not a curated record.
AUGGCUGCACACGGGCUGCUCCUCCUCUGCUCCCUGGCGCUGCUCCUCCUGCUCAGCCGGCCCGGCCUCGGCUUCUCCGACGAGGAGGAGCUGCAGCCGGGACUCGUCUAUGAAGAAGUGCCUGAAAUCCUGGAGAGGAGCGAAGAGAAUCCCAAACAAGCAACAAGAGUCACAUCAAGUCAAGAUGGUGGUUACGGCUUAGAAAGUGAAGAGGUUGUUCUGACGCCGGAAGAUGAAAACCCGCUCAGGAGAAUACUGCAGCCAUUUAACUGGCACCAGAACGGGAUGUCUAACAGUAAGAGGAAGCUGCUCCAGUCUCUGAUGGGACCGUACGGCCCUCUGAGUGUGUCUUACAAUGGGAAGACCUGUAUUCUCUUUAAGGCAAAGCGCCUGGCAAUCCGCUACAGAAACCAUACCUUUAUCGAUCUGACCGAGAAGGUCUUUAACGCCAACGCACCUGUGGACACUAAAGGUUCCAUUUGCACCAAGGAGAAAGCCACGCUUUCAUUGAAGUUCGGUGACGUGGAGGAUUUACGAGGUCUAGUAAUCAGACUUCAGAUGUCCAACACGUUUUACGAGGCCGCCGGUCAAAACUGGUUCACACUGGACAGCGUUCACAUCCACUACAACUGGACCCAGGAGGCCACGUUCAACGCCAGCGAGGUCUACGCUCCUGCCACCUCAUCCUACCAUUGCCAGCACGUCAGCAGCCUGCACAAAUAUGACACCCUGCUAGUGCCCAGCUCCCACACUGACACAUCAGCAAACUGGCACAUCACUUUCACAGAUUUCCAGAUCCAGGCCUUCAAUGUGCAGUCGGACAAGUUUGCGUCGGCCAGCGACUGUGCCACUUUCCUGACGCCGGCCAUCCUGAUGGGCCUGGUGACGUCGUUGAUCCUGCUCCUUGUCCUCGCCUACGCCCUGCACAUGGUGGUACACCUCAAGCACAUCGACCGCUAUGAGGAACACAAAGCGACAGUCUACUUUCCCCGUAGUCCAGAGGCCGAGUUGCCAGACAAGAACAGCCUGUGA